AUGAGGCCUCAAAUUUGCUGCCUGCUGAUUUUGUUGCUCGACUGUCAGGAACGCAUUACAGGUGCCGUGAGUUUCAUUAGCCCCUACAUAAAACACUAUGAGGGAUUAUCAUACGACAAAGAGGAUCUUCACAGGAAGCACCUGCGAGUGCGCAGAGCUGCGCAACCUCAGAGACACACGCUGGAUUUGGACUUUACCGCUUUUCACAGAAUAUUCCGACUGCGUCUGCGACGAGAUGCUGCGACGUUUUCCAGCGACUUUAAGGUGGUCAGCGAGGAUGGAGCCACAGCGGCCGAUCUUUCCCACUUAUAUUCAGGGACAUUGCAUGGUGAACAUGACUCUGCUUGUCACGGGUCAGUGUUACAGGGUCAGUUUGAAGGAAGCAUCCGCACCAACAAUGUCACUUAUCACGUUGAAGCGGCUCACGCGUACAACCUCACUGACCACCACUCCAUCAUCUAUCGUGAGGAUGACAUGGUCUUACCCACAAUGAGAACUGGACUGGAUUCAGAAUUUUGCGGUGCAGAACAUCUAAAUGUGCUUGCGCAAAGCCUCAAAUCUGGUGAUCAGGAGGCAGCAGCGAACCGUGCAAGAAGAACAGUGGACGAGGCCAAAACCAGCUGCCUGCUGCACCUCACCGCUGACCACCGCUACUUCAACAAGUUUAAGUCUGUGGAGGCUGUUUUGGCUCAGGUUGCUUCCUACAUGCGAGCUGUCAAUGACAUAUAUGACAAAGUGGAGUUCGAUGGAAUCAAGCUGAUCAACUUUAAAGUUAAAUCUCUCACUGUGAUGACUGAGGAGAACAAAAACGAUCGUCUGAAUCCUCUCUACAUCGGCCCAGAGAAGCUGCUUAGUCUUUACUCGGAACAAAACUGGGGUAACUUCUGUCUGUCGUACCUGCUCACCAACCGAGACUAUAGUGGAGUGCUCGGACUUGCCUGGGAGGGCAAGCCUGGUAACUGGGGAGGUAUCUGUUCGCAGCAGACAACCCUUCGUAAUGGCCGCACUUCCACACUGAACACGGGCCUGAUCACGAUUCAGAACUACGGACAGUUCCUGCCUCCUCGCCACGUCCAGUUGACCCUCGCUCACGAACUCGGACACAGUCUGGGAUCGCCGCACGAUGAAGGCUCUAAUUGUGGCAACCUGGGCUCCCGUGGUGGAAAGGGCAGGUACCUGAUGUUUCCUCACGCCACAGACGAAGUGCGGGAGAACAACGACAAAUUGUCCACCUGCACCAUUGAACACAUCAACAAACUGCUGCGCCUCAAAAAGGACGACUGCUUCGUGGGUGAGCACGUGUUCACAUUUACAAGGUUGAUCAGCGAUCAGCCCAUUUGCGGCAACCAGAUGGUGGAGGAAGGAGAGGAAUGUGAUGUGGGUCAUAAUGACAUGGACCUCUGCUGCUAUAGUGCUAAAAAGCCUAUUGGGGUGCAAUGUCGACUUAAGCCUGGAAAAACGUGCAGUCCCAGUCAGGGUGUUUGCUGCAGUCAGGAUUGUAGCUUCAAGUCACAGGCUCAAACCUGUGACGAAGAGACGGACUGUCAGAUGGAAAGUGUUUGUUCGGGUUUCUCACCUCUGUGCCCUGAUCCGAAACCAAAGGAAAAUCUCACUAUUUGCAGUAGAGGGACUCGGGUCUGCCUAAAUGGGGUGUGUGCCGAAUCUGUAUGUGUGAAACACAACAUGGAGCAGUGUGACUGUCCAGGUGGUUCCAAGAAGCAGAAAUGCCACAUGUGCUGCCAGCAGCCCGAUAAACCUGGGACAUGUGCCAGCACCACUUCCUCCGUCUUGUCUCGCCACUUCCAGAAAAAGGCUUUGCCCCUGGUGGGCGGGGCUCCAUGCAUGGGUAACCAAGGCUACUGUGACAAAUUCCACAUUUGCCGCUUACUGGAUGCAGACGGCCCCAUCGCCAGGUUGAAGAACUCCUUCCUCCACCUUGAUGACUUUGAGGACCUAGGAGAAUGGAUGAAGGCUCAUUGGUGGGCUAUUUUGCUGGCCAUCCUGGCACUGUGUGCAGUAAUGGGCUGUACUGUUUGCCUCUGUGGCCAAACUCUGGAUACCAGAAAUCUGGAGUAA
Messenger RNA from Nerophis lumbriciformis (worm pipefish), 2076 nucleotides. Lineage: Eukaryota; Metazoa; Chordata; Actinopteri; Syngnathiformes; Syngnathidae. The record is from RefSeq and is a predicted model, not a curated record.